GACUCUGUUUGAGCCGUAAUGGCGUUAGUUUCCUAACCCUUGGUCAGCUUUUAAAACCCGAACGCUGCUUGAUCUCUCUGACAGCGAUGGCAGGCUUGCUUUUCCAGCGGGUAGCGGGGAUUUCCGGGGCCCUGGCGGUUUCUGCCGGAGCGUACGGAGCUCACGGGUUCAGGAGAAGUGACACAGACGAGUACAGGAAAGAGUUGUUUGAAACUGCCAACAAGUAUCACUUCCUGCACAGCCUGGCCCUGCUUGGAGUGCCACGCUGUCGCAAACCAAUGGUGGCCGGUGUGUUGCUCAGCUCAGGCAUGCUGAUGUUCUGCGGAUCGUUCUAUUACCACGCUCUGACUGGGGACCCCACCCUCAGCAAGGCCGCCCCCUGGGGGGGAACGCUGCUCAUUGCAGGCUGGGCGGCACUUGCUCUGUAACCUGCCUGCAUUGCAGCCGGCUCCAGAUACAUCUCCAAUAUUCAGAGAGGUGCAGAGGAGCUGGCUUCAAACAACAGACAUCAAAAAAUAAAAACCACCGUCUCUGAGAAAUUUCAAUAAGAAUCACACAGAAGGAUUGCAAACAUUGAUUGAAAUAGUUGCAAACACCCCUCAUUUUAAUUUUAACAGAUAUCAAGGUCAGGUAUCCCACAUGACAGUCUGUUAUAAACCACAACAAUCACAGCCAAAAUAGAAAAGAUUAUCUAAUUUGUUAUAUUUUUUUUAGAAUUAAAUAAGACUUUUGUUAAAAAGAGUUUAAAAAAGACUGACAUCAAGAACAUGUUUUGUUGUAAACGCAGUGCUGUCUUUCUGAAGUCUCCCCUCCCUGCUUCUGUGUCUUCACAGAUAUCAGUUUAAUGUCAUCCUCCGCUUAUAAUUUUGCAGUGUCCCAGCCAGAAAAUAUCAACGCUCUGUGAAUUCAUUCUUAUUUUGCCACGUGAGCCAAUCUAUGCUUCGUGUCACUGCAUUUUGAAGUGAUCUUAAAAGGUUCACAUUCCUGGCUGCUGCAUGUUUUUAGGAGCAAUCGUAUUAAAGUGAAUGAUCAGGAUUUGAGUUUGGUUCAAUUUGUACACAGCAGGCAAUGCCACCACACUAAAUUAGAACUUAUAACAUGUUGGGUAGCGGCUGCAGGUGUAUGUACAUAUUUAUACAAUGUGAUCACGCUAGCAUUGCCCUGUACAUUACAGAGAGGCUAUGCCCAGCACACAGCAGGCCUGUGCAAGUCUAGAUUAUAACUGCAUCUGUUCAGUCUAACUGUAUAUUAUUCAGUAAAUGGGUUGUCACACAAGCUGUGUAUAGCACAGCACACUGCAGGCAAUGCGAGCUGAAGACACAAUGCAAUCUCCAACCAAAACAUGUGAUGUGUGUUAAAAUCAUGUUUCUGAUUGUGAAAAUGGAGGAGUGUUUUACUCAGACGAAUCAGUUAAAGGCAAUGUUAAUGCACCUGAAUGUACUGUUUCAAUUGUUGAUUAAAAUGCAUUUGCUUUAA
Molecule: messenger RNA, 1476 nt
Organism: Acipenser ruthenus (sterlet)
Lineage: Eukaryota; Metazoa; Chordata; Actinopteri; Acipenseriformes; Acipenseridae
Product: transmembrane protein 256 homolog
Exons: 4
Coding region: 87-428 (113 amino acids)
Source: RefSeq, a predicted model, not a curated record